AUGGAGCAGACUGAAGAGGCUAGUCUGGAGGAGCGCUUGAAAUCCGCGCUGUGGUUGUCCAUCGGCAAGAUCGUGGAUGAGGAGACUAUCAAGCUAGGCGUUAAUGCAACUCCGCAGUUCAUCGGUGCAUUGACAGAGAUGGUUUGGGCUCAGAUAGAGACGGUCAGCCAGGAUCUAGAAUCCUUUGCGAAACACGCGGGGAGAUCUACUGUCAAUGUAUCUGACGUGAUGCUACUUGCUCGCCGGAACGAAGGACUGGAUUCGAUUCUCCGUGCCUUCGUUGAACAAGAAAAGCAACGCCAGGAAGACUCCUGA
Molecule: messenger RNA, 315 nt
Organism: Penicillium griseofulvum
Lineage: Eukaryota; Fungi; Ascomycota; Eurotiomycetes; Eurotiales; Aspergillaceae
Product: CENP-S family protein
Exons: 4
Coding region: 1-315 (104 amino acids)
Biological process (GO): replication fork processing; resolution of meiotic recombination intermediates
Cellular component (GO): FANCM-MHF complex; Fanconi anaemia nuclear complex
Molecular function (GO): chromatin binding; protein heterodimerization activity
Source: RefSeq, a predicted model, not a curated record